Molecule: messenger RNA, 759 nt
Organism: Octopus sinensis (East Asian common octopus)
Lineage: Eukaryota; Metazoa; Mollusca; Cephalopoda; Octopoda; Octopodidae
Product: insulin-like growth factor-binding protein complex acid labile subunit
Exons: 11
Coding region: 1-759 (252 amino acids)
Cellular component (GO): voltage-gated potassium channel complex
Molecular function (GO): voltage-gated potassium channel activity; transmembrane transporter binding; potassium channel activator activity
Source: RefSeq, a predicted model, not a curated record
AUGGCCAUUGUGAAAUUACUGAAAAAAGUACAUGGAGAUCUAUCCGAUAAUGCAAUCGUGAAAAUUGAAAAUGGAUCGUUUGCAAAUCUUCCCAGCUUAGAAUAUUUAGAUCUAUCCGAUAAUGCAAUCGUGAAAAUUGAAAAUGGAUCGUUUGCAAAUCUUCCCAGCUUAAAAUAUUUAUAUCUAUCCCGUAAUGCAAUCGUGAAAAUUGAAAAUGGAUCGUUUGCAAAUCUUCCGAGAUUAUGGCGUUUAUAUCUAUCCGAUAAUGCAAUCGUGAAAAUUGAAAAUGGAUCGUUUGCAAAUCUUCCCAGCUUAACAUUUUUAAAUCUAGCCAAUAAUAAAAUAGCGAUUAUUGAACAUGGAUCGUUCGAGGGUCUCACCAAUUUAGAGAGUGUAAAUCUAGCCAAUAAUAAAAUCGCGAUUAUUGAACAUGGAUCGUUGGAGGGUCUCACCAAUUUAAAAAAGUUAAAUCUAGCCAAUAAUAAAAUAGCGAUUAUUGAACAUGGAUCGUUCGAGGGUCUCACCAAUUUAGAGAGUGUAAAUCUAGCCAAUAAUAAAAUCGCGAUUAUUGAACAUGGAUCGUUGGAGGGUCUCACCAAUUUAAAAAAGUUAGAUCUAGCGAAUAAUGAAAUAGCGAUUAUUGAACAUGGAUCUUUCGAAAGUCUUACCAAUUUAAAGGAGUUAAAUCUAACCAAUAAUAUAAUCGCGAUUAUUGAACAUGAAUCGUUCGAAGGUCUCACCAAUUUAAAAAAGUUGUAA